Messenger RNA from Gambusia affinis (western mosquitofish), 6489 nucleotides. It is a transcript of the gene rpgra, whose product is annotated as retinitis pigmentosa GTPase regulator a. The coding region runs from base 490 to 5310 and encodes 1606 amino acids. NCBI's taxonomy places the organism in Eukaryota, Metazoa, Chordata, Actinopteri, Cyprinodontiformes, Poeciliidae. The transcript has 14 exons. The record is from RefSeq and is a predicted model, not a curated record.
UUAAUUGGCAGAAUGAUGGCUAAAAAAAGCGUCAAUAUCAAAGAAAGAGUGCCUUUUAUUAACAACAGUAACCAGAAGUUACGUAAAGACAUUUAGCAGCACGAUACGUGUAUUUAGUUGUGUUAUUCAUUUGUAUGGGUUAAACUCCACUGAGAUUUUCCUGUCACCGAUACAACACCGCCCUCUAGUGGUGUAAAAUUACACAACAAUAACGUUUCAGAGGCGCCAGCCUACCCUGUCGUUGGAUGGAUGACUCCAAUCGUCUUCCCGGUUAAAGGAAGAGGAGCGGACCCACUUCCGAGCACAUGUAGCGGCGUCUGGGUCCAACAUGGCCAUGACAUUGCCAUCGUGCAACGGAGAGCGAAAAAAUUUUUUAUUAUCAGAGAUCCAUGGGUCGCACGAGUCCAGCUUAGUCCAGUCUGAGCUCUCCCUGAUCUACAGCAGCAGUCUGAACAGAGCUGCGGGGCGCAGACCGGGAGAACGGAGGACAUGCCUGGCCGGACCGAUGCAGACAUACCUGAAACCGGAGCCAUCUUCGCAUUUGGGAAGAGCAGCUUUGCUGACGAUGUCCCCAGUCAGUUCUGGUUGAAAAAUGACCGUCCAGUGGAGAUAUGCUGUGGCAAAGAGCACAGUGCUGUGAUCACAGAAAAUGGGAGGUUGCUCAUGUUUGGUGGUAAUACUGGUGGCCAACUGGGACUGAAGAUAAAAGCAGAUGCCAAAAAACCCACCUCUGUGAAAGCAUUGAAGCCUGAAAAGGUGAAGCUUGUGGCCUGUGGGAGAGAUCACACACUUGUCUGCACAUUUCAGCACAGCGUCUGUGGGGCUGGCAGGAACCAGAAUGGACAACUUGGCUCGGGCCACAAGAAGAACACUAAAUCCUUUCAGCUGCUGCGUCCGUUUUGUGAGUCGGCACCGGUCAAAAUGCUCGCUGCUGGCAGCAGCACUUCAGCUGCCUUAACAGAGGAAGGGAGGCUGUUCAUGUGGGGAGACAACUCCGUGGGUCAAAUUGGUUUAGGGGACCAGGCGUUUGCAGCAGAACCUAGAGAGCUGAAUGUGGGGCAGGCGGUGAUGUGGGUAUCUUGUGGGCAUCGCCACUCAGCGUUUGUGACAGCGCACGGUGGACUUUACACCUUUGGUGAAAGUGCAAAUGGACGACUCGGGGUCCAGGUGGGGCAGCUGGCUAAUCACAGAGUCCCCCAGCAAGUGCAAGGCAUUAUGGGAAGUGUCAUUCAGGUGUGCUGUGGAGGGGAGCACACUGUGGCACUAACAGAGGAGGACGUGUACACGUUUGGCAGAGGUCAGUACGGUCAGCUGGGCCACGGGACGUUUGAGUUCGAACUUCAUUUGCCAAAACCACUGGAGCGCUUCCACAACAGCAGCGCCAGACGCAUCGCCUGCGGAGAAAACCACACUGCUGUGAUUACGAAUGCUGGACUGCUCUACACAUUUGGUGAUGGCCGUUAUGGAAAACUGGGGUUACAGCAGGAGAACUUCAUCAACCAGUUCAGCCCAACACUGUGCACCCGUUUCCUGAAGUACAGCGUGCAAUCAGUGUCCUGCGGUGGUCACCACACUCUGGUUCUGGCUGUCCCCAGACCAGCAACACAGAGUCAGGGUGGAGAGUCACAGAAGGAUGCUGCAAUUACAGACUUCUUCUGGGAUUCAGACGACCCUGAAAACCUCUUCAAAGACUCUCCGAUGGACCCAGCUCCAGUCGUCCCUCUCUCAGCGCUGGCCGCUCGGGCUCGCCACAGAAAACAAAAAAGCUUUGUGGAGCUGUUUGGAGAGUUGCCUCAGAACCCCCCUCGUCCUAAUUCUGGCUUCCUCAGCACCUCCUGGCAGACAUCCAGAAAUAUCCCAAACCUGAAGCAGCUUCUAAAGGAUGCUCCCGCCCCCACCCACUCCCCCAAAGCGGCACCAGCAAGCCCGCUUUUAUCCCCCAGGUCUCAGUCCGUAUCCUCCAAGCCGUCAAGCCCACGUUCACAAUCAUCUCUCUCAUGUCGGAGUAGAGCCUCCACCGCCGUCUCCUCCAGGUCCAAAUCCAAAAGGCUGCCUUCUUCUGUAUCUUCGUCCACGUCUAGAGCUAAUCAUAACUCAAGUAGUCCUGCCUAUUCUGAAAAGGCUGAGAGGAGCGCAGCACGCAGAGCCUUAAAUGAGAAUCCGUCUGACGCGUUCCCACCUAACAAACCCUGCAGCCCUGACAGACCCCUCAUCCGUGUUUAUGAUAAUAACCUGGACCGGAAAAGACCUCAAACAAAGGGAGAAGCUCGAAGGGGACAGCUAAUCUCUCAAGAUGUGGAAGAUGAGAGAAACCAUGUGGACUUUUUGCCAUAUAUGGAAACCAGAACUGGGAGAGUUCAAAUUGCCAAAGAGCCGGAGGUUCAUGGAGACCAGAAGAGUGGCCAAAGCCCGCCCAAAGACCUCAAAGCAGAGGUUCUGGCAGGCUCCAACUCCAGAAAGGAAGAAGAGUUGUCACUGGAAAGCAGGAGGAAAAAAGCCCGAGUCACAUCUCAAGACCGUCAGAACGUUAACACCAGCAAAACCAAACCUCCAGAAGUAAGAGACGGCCAAAGCAAGCUCUAUAGGAUAAAAUCGACAAAACAUGACAAGAAAAGUGCAACAACACAACAACCUGUGUCGAUAACAAUAACCAAAGUAAGUAAAAAAGGUGAAAAAGAUCAACUGACAGAGCACUCUUUUAAGAAAGAACUAAAAAUGACUCCAAAAAGAAGGAACAUGUCAUCUUCUUCAGGCAAGAUCAGCUCAACUCUAAAGGUUACAGGUAAUAAGGAAACAAUCAGUGAAAACAUCUCAAAGGACGAUGCUGUGAUCCAGAAUGAAGGCACUGAUCUCAAAUCCGCAGAAGUGAAGAAGCAGCAGGGCAAAAGGCGACUCAAGUCCAAUCCAACAAAGAAAAAGGUCGAACGCACAUUGAGAAAUAUUCAAAACACAGCAGUGCCUAUAAAAUCACAAAAACUUGAAGCUGCAGAAAUUACUAAACCUCCUCAGGCUGAGAGUUCAAGUGUGAAAUCGACACCUGUGAAGGUGAUUAAACCCAAACCAGACAAAAAUCAAAGCAAGCAUGCAGAAAAACCUGCUGAAGGUAAAAGCAACAAAAAAGGUGACAAGGAUGGGUUAAUAUAUGCAAAAAGCACAAGAGGUGAAACUGAAGGCAGAACAUCAGAAAGACAGAAUUUAACUAAACAGAAGAAGAAAGAGAAGGAAGAAGAACCAAAAGUUAAACAGAGAAAAAGAGGGAAAGAAGACGGUGCUGAUGUGAACUCGGAACGUAACAGCAAAGCCAAACCCAGGAUUAAAACAACCCAGGCUUCCAGCCAGAUCUCUUCAGAUCAUGAUGCUUCUGAAGUCUCGAGCAGUGCACUUUCCUCACAAAGCCCCACAAGAACCAGGGCGCUUUCCGUCAGCAAAGCUAAAUCCUUGCAAUCCUCCGACCGUCGCCCCGCGGAAACACUUGCACCUGAAACUCAAAGGACAGAGAACGAAGACCUGCAGGAAGGAAAACAGACUUGGGGAGAGAUUUUGAGCGAUGCGGCGUUUCUUCUACCUGCUGCGGGGGUCGCAGGUGCAGCUAUCGGCCUCCUGAGCGAGGCGGUGACUCGUGUGGAGGCUUUCCGCGCCGACAGUGACAGAGCUGCCUCUCCAGAACCUGAAACACCGAAAGUCAAACAGUUCGCAAAGCAGAGCGCAACUAUGCACCCGUCCUUCUCUGCGACGUUGCAUUCUGAUUCAGAGGAAAGGGACGACAGCACACAGAAGGAUGCUCAAGUGAGUAUCUUAUCAGAUUUAGGAAACAACGCACAUGAGGAGGAAUUCAAUGAUCCAUCAGAGCAGGAACCGGCUGAACUGAUCAGGAAGGAAGAAACCUUUGAAAAUAAAGAAGGAGAAGAGGAAGGCUCUGAAGAGGACGAUGAUUCCAAGAUGACUGAAACAAACACCGGUGAAGAUGAAGAAGCGUUGGGAAGUGACGUGGAAAGCAAAAACGAGGAUGAGGAAGGAGAAAGCAGCGAGGCUGCAGGGGAGAGUGAACCUGGAGACGAUGAUGAGCGAGAUAGUGAGUCAGAAGGAGAGGAGAGCGAGGGAAAAACAAGCUCCAGCGUUCAGGAAGAAGGUGAAGAAAGUAACAAAAGUGACACAAAGGAUGCUGAAAGUGAGGAAGACGAGAGCAGCAUGGAAACUGGUGAAGGAGUGAGUCACUCUGAGGCGAGUGAGGCAGCCGAGGAGGACGAAGGUGGAAGUGAAGAGCAAAGUGAUGAUGAGGGUAAAGGAGAGGAAGAUAGUGAGGUGAGUGAGGAUGAAGAAGAAAAAAGCAGUGAAGGAUCCGAGAGAGAGCAUAGUGAGAGUGAAGAGGAGGAGGAGGAAGAAGAAAGUGAGGAAUCAAAGCAGUCUGAUGAAGAGCAGGAAACUGAGAAAGAGGAGAGUGGAGGAGAGGGGGAAGAAGUCAGUGAUGAAGAGGAGGAAGGAGAGCUUUCUUCAAGUGACGAAGAAGCUGAACAGGAGGCUACAGAGGAUGAGGAAGAGGAACAGGGGAGCACAGAGAAUGAGGAAGAUGAAGGAACGGAUGAAGAGAGCAAAAGUGAGGAGGAAGAGCAAAGCAUGGAAGAAGAUGAGGAAGGAAAAGAGGAAAGUAUCUCUGCUUCUGAGGAAGAGGAAGAAAGUGAAGAUGACCAUGAAGAAGAAUCAAGUGAGGAAAAAGGGAAGGAGAGUGAGGAAGAGGAAGAAAUAGAUGAGGAGGAGGAGGAGGAGGAGGAAGAAGGAGCAGAGGAAGAAGAGGAGGAAGAAGAACAAAUGGAUAAAGUUGAAGAGGAAGAGGAGGAGGAGGAACAAAUGGAAGAAAAUGAGGAAGAAGAGGAGGAAGAAGAACAAACGGAUAAAGUUGAAGAGGAAGAGGAGGAGGAAGAACAAAUGGAAGAAAAUGAGGAAGAAGAGGAGGACGAACAGGAGGAGGAAGAAGAACAAACAGAGAAAGGUGAAGUAGAAGAGGAAGAGGAGGAGGAGGAGGAAGAAGAACAAAUGGAAGACGAGGAGGAAGAAGAAGAGGGUGAAGAAGAAGAAGAAGAAGAAGAAGAUGAGGAAGAAGUGCAAGAGACGGCGAAGAAACAGAAGAAGAAAGAUAAAUCAACAAGCUCAAAGGGGGUGGAGCCACCGUCUUCUUCUUCUCUUUCAGGGAAACGGAGAGAAGCUCCUAGACCUGCUCCGAGGAGCAAACAGAGAGACGGAGAGGAGAAGAAACCAGAAGAAUCCAAGCAGUUCUGGAACGACGUUCUGCCUCAGUACCUGGACCUGCAGUGACUCCUACUGCCUCAUCUGCAGAUACUGUUGCCAUGGUGAUACAUACUGGUUUCUGAACUGGGGCUCCCAUGCCUUAAGGUGGACACUCAUCUGUGGCCAUCUUGGACUUUCACUUUCUAGAAGAGAGCCAGGAAAUAGUUAUUUUUUUUGUUUUGUUUGUUUUUUACUUUUUGAACAUGUUCUGUUGCUGCCUCCUGCUGGACAUCAGUAUUGUUGCACUUUAAUAAUGCGCAAAUACAUUGAGUCAAUAAUUACCCUCAUUGCGUGUCAAACUCAAUCAGUUGCAGUUGCUGGUGUUCCACUAGAUGACCCACAACCAGGAAAACAGUAAAAGCAAGGAAUACAUCACGCAAUGCAUCAGAUUGUGCCUGUUUGUAGUGCAUUGCUCAAGUUUUCUCUCAAUAAAUCACAAUAUCAUAGAAAAGUCAACAUAUUUCAGCAAUUUGUUUCAAAGGGGAAAACAUAAAACAUGAAUUUAUUGCACAUUAGCCUUUACUUCUGCAUAUUUUAAUGAUAAUUGAUCAGAUUUUCCUUCCACAUAACUUUCCAUGCUUAUGCUUGGACACAGAACAUUUUUAUUAUAUACUAUAUGAACAGAUAUUAAAAUACACUUACUAAUAUUUAUUCUAAUAUAUUUUGUUUCUAAAUCAAAACCCUUUUUGUUCUUAUGUAACGUUCCAAGAAAGUGAAUUUUGGGCUUUGGAUUAAUGUCUCCCUUGGUUAUGAAUCCAUAAUAUACUUGAAUUUCACUUUUUAAAUUAUAUUACUGAAGUAAGUGUACUUUUUAAAGAAAUUUAACUUAUUGAGAUGCACUUGUGAUGAAUAUUUGAUACUGUAGUCAGCACUAUGCUAUUUAAUGUAGGAUUGUCUCAAACGUAAUUCACUGCAAGAUGUUUCAGUAAGUGCAGUUGAAGUAAGUUCAGGUUAUUAGAGUGAGAGUUACUUUAUUGCUUUAUAUCCAAAAUAUUUGACAUAUGAAACACUAGUAUUGUUCCAAUUUUCUGCUGCUAAGAUUGCCACCUUUUCUUCUUUAUUUGCUGCUUUUACUGCUUGCUACUUCAAUUCAGUUAUAGUAAAGCAUCUAUAUAUUAAAGAAUGAUGUAAGAAAAACAAAUCAGAGCUGUGUGUUUAUAAUAAAGCUACAUUUCUGUAAAAGAACAAUAAAGCUGUUUUCUCUUG